Neltuma alba is the source of this 1875-nucleotide messenger RNA. RefSeq names its product pentatricopeptide repeat-containing protein At1g09220, mitochondrial-like. Lineage: Eukaryota; Viridiplantae; Streptophyta; Magnoliopsida; Fabales; Fabaceae. The record is from RefSeq and is a predicted model, not a curated record. Gene Ontology annotation, biological process: RNA modification. The transcript is spliced from 3 exons. Gene Ontology annotation, molecular function: protein binding; RNA binding. The coding region runs from base 210 to 1808 and encodes 532 amino acids.
AGUGGCCUCAACCUUUAUCCGUCGCCCGUCGUGCUCGUCUAAGUCUUCUUCCCCGUCGCCCACCGUCGCCCAUUUCUGCAUCGUCAUCUAGGGAAGCGAGAACAGAGACCACUGGUAGCUGGCCGUAUUCGAGCUUCACUCCUUCUUUCCUCCAUCAAUGGCAAAGCCCUGAUGCCCAAAAUGCGGAGGUUCCAGAGACCACCAAGAAGAUGCGAGCUUCACUGGCUUCCCUCCUUUGGCAAUGGAGACAUCGAAAGCCCGAUGCAAAUAAUAGGCUAAGCAAUUAUUUAUCCAGCCGAAUCCCUUUUACGGGUAGGAACCCUGUGUCCACUUGUUUAGCGGCCAUGUCUCACCAAAUUCUUCAACGCCAUCCUUAUUCUGAAUUCAGUGUGUCUUCCUGCCAUCCCCGAAGUAGGCAUCCACAGCAGUUGGUCUCUCUUCUACUCAAAGACCCAUCAAACCGCCAAGCUGCCCAGCAGGUCCACUCUCAUAUCAUCACCUCUGGGAUGCUUCUAUACCCCUUUUAUUGCACCUCUUCCUGGUUGUUUCUCUUCAACACUCUGAUUCGCUGUUACUCUCUUGGCCUCUUUCCUGAAGAAGCUGUUAGGUUUGGUAUAUCUUCCCUAAACUGCCAUGCAUUUCUGAGGUAUUGUUCCUUUGACAGCUAUACUUAUGCCUUCCUCUGUCAUGCCUGUGCCAACUCAAAAUGCAUUCACCUUGGAAUCCAGAUUCAUUCGGUCAUAUUCAAAGUGGGUUUUCACUUUCACUUAUAUGUACAAACUGCUUUGCUUCAUAUGUACUCAACCUGGGGUCUCUUAAUUGAAGCGGCACAAGUGUUUGACAACAUGCCUAAAAAAAAUACUGUUACCUGGAAUGUUUACAUUACUGGUUUGAUCAGAUGCGGUGAGUUUGACCUUGCCUUGUCAUUAUUUAAUAAAAUGCCAGCUCGGAGUGUUGUCUCCUGGACGAUUAUUAUGGAUGGAUUUACACGCAUGAAUAAGCCUACUAAAGCAUUGACUAUGUUUAGGGAAAUGGUUGUUUGUGAUGGCAUAAAACCAACUAAAGUGACUCUUCUGACCAUUUUCCCAGCCAUUUCCAAUCUUGGGUUCAUUGUGAUUUGUCAAUCCAUCCAUGGCUAUGCAGAAAAGAGAGGUUUCAAUGCCUCUGAUAUACGCAUUAUGAAUUCACUGAUAGACUCUUAUGCAAAAUGUGGGUGCAUAGCAAGUGCAAGCAGAUUCUUUACGGAGAUAUCUGUUUACAAGAAAAAUUUGGUAUCAUGGACAUCAGUGAUCUCAGGUUUUGCAAUGCAUGGUCUGGGAAGACAGGCUGUAGAGUAUUUUGAAACCAUGGAAAAGGCUGGGUUGAAGCCAAAUCAUGUGACAUUUUUGAGUGUUUUAAAUGCGUGUAGUCAUGGAGGAUUGGUUGAGGAGGGGCUCAAGUUUUUUCAUAAAAUGGUUAAUGAUUGUCAACUUAUGCCAGAUAUCAAGCACUAUGGCUGUCUAAUAGAUCUGCUUGGAAGGGCAGGUAGGUUGGAAGAAGCUGAAAAGAUUGCUUUGCAGGUACCUCAUAAGGUUGCCAAUGUUGUGAUUUGGCGGACACUUCUAGGUGCUUGCAAUUUUCAUGGAAACGUUGAAAUUAGUCAGAGGGUGAUGAGGAAAAUACUUGAGAUGGAGAGAGAGUAUUCUGGGGAUUAUGUUCUUAUGUCCAAUAUUUUUGCUGGUGUUGGAAGGUUUGGAGAUGCUGAGAGGUUAAGAAAAGUAAUGGAUAUGAGAAUUGCUUUUAAACUUCCUGGCUACAGUUUAUUCUAAAUGCUAUAACAUUUCUAUUUAAAACAGACAGGCAAUUUCGCUAUAAAAGAUAUUCAGAAUAUGCUCA